Molecule: messenger RNA, 1162 nt
Organism: Copidosoma floridanum
Lineage: Eukaryota; Metazoa; Arthropoda; Insecta; Hymenoptera; Encyrtidae
Product: kxDL motif-containing protein CG10681
Biological process (GO): lysosome localization
Cellular component (GO): BORC complex
Source: RefSeq, a predicted model, not a curated record
UGCAUGUACGUCCUCGUGAAACAACGCAAGUGCACUGCCAGAUAAAUUGGAGCCUGUGUGAGGAUGAAAAAGUGAAGAGAAGAAAAAACGUUGCGCGCAUUCAUAGCCAUGUUUGCAUACAUAUAUCAUAAGCAAACCGGAGUCGUUGAAAUUGAGCCCAUCGGAUAUCAAUAAAGGGGCGUCCCUACGAAACCAGGAAAACAGGAGCUAGCUACCGGCAUCCAAAUGUGAAAAUCGAACUUCUCGGCGAUAAGUCAGGGAUCAGAUUUUUGGAGCAAUUUUUCGUGGACAUCGCAUGUCCUGACGAAGGAGCCAUAUGACACGAGUGUAGAAUAUUGCAAUCAUCUGAUAGGUAAAGAGAACCAGGAAAAAAAGAACGAGGGUAUGGCUGCAGGAAAUCAAGUGACUCCAGAGUCUGAGGCUGGGAGUUUCGAGUGUUUUCAGAAUUACACUGCACCCGAGGUCUUUGUACAAGGUCUGGCGGGGAUUGUCGACCAACAAGAUGUUGAGUCCAUGAUACGUGCCCAGAAAGAAAUGUUGCAGAGAUUUGAAAAAACCAAUGAAAUGUUGACAAACUGCAAUCAGCUGUCUAUUAAUCGAUUAAAAACUUCUGGUGCAGAAAUCAAGAAGCACACAGCACUUUUGACCGAUAUGAAAAAAGAUUUGGAUUUCAUCUUUAAAAAAAUCAGAGUCCUUAAAACUAAAUUGAGUCAACAGCAUCCACAAGCUUACAAUGAAGCAGUCAGAAGUAGCCUAGCAGAAGAAGUUAUCGUUGAUGAGGUUGAGCAAAGACCUAAAUCUGCAGAAUCAGAAGUUCCCCCCCAGCCACAAAGUAGCAGUUCAGUUGUAGCUGAAGAUAAAACAGAUGUGAUGCCUGAAUUUGAUGAUGCAAACAAAGAGGCUCAAUUCGCUGACAUCAACGAGCGUCUGAUUAUGAAAAAAGAUAGUUCAUCAACUGAAACAGAAAUUGACCUAACGAAACCAGGUACAUCGUCAGGUUCUUCUGACACUAGCUAGUCCAUGUACAUCGAAUUUUUAUCGAGAAAACAGAUCUACCGUUAAAGUUAAGGUAUAUUUAAAAACUGGCGUGUAUACGUGCAUUAUAUGUUAUGUAAUUGAAAAUAAUGAUCGAUUUAAUAAAAUUAUUUAUAUUUUUACCAUA